AUGUUGCUGAAGCCCCUCACCAUCGCCGCGGCUGGUCUCGCGGCGACCACGCAGGCAUUCUUACUGCCUCCUGAGAUCAGCGCAGCCGACAUCGAUAUUAUCGAGACACUUCCUAUCGCAGCACCUACGACCGCAGAGAGUCAGGUUCUGAAGCUAGACUGCCCCAACUGCCCUCCUCUCUUCAAAUUCCACCACGGUGUCGCCAAGGUGCGGAAUGGCCCAAGCCACCUCGAGCUGGCCUUCACCGUCGACCACGAGCACAACGCCGACCGCCUGCUGCUCAACGGCUUCGAACUCUUCCCCAACUCAGACCCGUUCAACAAUGUCUUGACCGCAGCCCAGGUUCCGGACGCUCCGGAGUCUAAGAAGCACAGAAAAGAGCACAAGGACAAGGAGGGCAAGGCUCUCCAGAGCCAUCACAAAUGGCGACCACACAACAAGCCCCAGAACAUCGAGCAGCCUCUGGGCUUCAGCCUCGGGGUCCGCCCGGUUGCGAAGUCACCGCAGAGCGAGGAUGAUCAGCUGGAGUUCAUUUCCAUCGACCUGCAGAUCAUCGAGGUCGGCAACUCUUUCGUGGACGACAUCCCGAACAUUCACAUCAGCCUGCUCCGGGCUCCCGGUGAGAAGCUGAUGAUUGGCAAUAUCGAGACCACCGACUCUCAGUCUCCCAGCAACCCGAUGGACAAGCAGGAGGAGUGCACGACAUUCAUCUGCAAGUGGAAGGCGAUCCUCGCUGAUCACGUCAAGCCCAAGAAGCACUGUGGUGGCAUGAAGGGCCACCAUCACCACCAGGGCGCGCCCAUGUACCGCCAUCGCACUCACAGCUGGGGCAAGCUUUUCCAAAAGCUGACCCACCAUAUCGUGAUUCCCGUCCUCGUGGGCAUCGUUGCCGGCGUCAGCGUCAGCAUUAUCGGUAUGAUCGUUGGCACCCUCGUGGUUGGUCUCUGGCGCAAGUUCGUCCGUGGCCAGUCCUUCUUUGUCCAUGGUCACUGCCGCCGUCAUGCCCGUCACGCCGAGCACAAGGCUGCUCACAAGGAGGCGGUUGUCGAGGAGGAGAAGUCUGGCUUGAUGGAGCAUCAAGACCCACCUCCGUCAUACGAGGAUGAGGAGACUAAGAUUGAUGCUUAA
Phaeoacremonium minimum UCRPA7 is the source of this 1128-nucleotide messenger RNA. RefSeq lists its product as hypothetical. The record is from RefSeq and is a predicted model, not a curated record. The transcript has 2 exons. Lineage: Eukaryota; Fungi; Ascomycota; Sordariomycetes; Togniniales; Togniniaceae. Bases 1 to 1128 code for a protein of 375 amino acids.